AUGGAUUUAAACGAUGAGUAUAAGGUGGAGAAAACUUUGAGCAACUGUCAUGAAGAUAAUAAUGUUGCGGAUGAUCAAUGUCAUCAUGGGGAUUAUAAUGAUGAGGAAAUCUAUGAUCAUGAUCAUGAUGAGGACGAGGUUGAGGAUAAGGAUGAGAAUGAUGAUGAUAAUGAUAAUGAUGACAAUGAUGAUAAUUGGGAUGACGAUGAUGAGGAGGAUGAUGAUAAUGACAAUGAUAAUGAUGACAAUUAUGAUGAUAAUUGGGAUGGUAAUUGGGAUGAUGAUGUUUGUAAUAAACAUCAAUUUGGUUUUAAGGAAAGUUAUUCUGUGCACCCUUUAUCAUACAUGGAAAAAACACACUUAGAGGCAGGUAACAAGAUCAUUCUGCCACUUUGUAGCCUUGGACGAUUGAUGGAUGUAGGGGUGGACUUUCCGAUGCUCUUCAAAAUUGAAAACCCCGAGAGUGGGAAGAACUCCCAUUGUGGCGUGCUAGAGUUUAGUGCUGAAGCAGGGGUGGCGAUAUUGCCUGAGUGGAUGAUGAAGAACAUGUCCUUGGAAGAGGGUAGUAUGAUGAAUCUCGAGAGUGUGACUCUUGAUAGGGCGACUUACAUAAAAUUGCAGCCACAUAGUGUGGAGUUUUUAGACAUUCAAAGCCCUAGAGAUGUUCUUGAGGCCGCGUUUAGUGUAGGGUACUCUUGUUUAACGGUAGGAGACACCAUUGUGGUUAUGCAUGGAGAAAAGAAAUUGUUUGUUGAUAUUGUUGAUGCUAAACCAUCUAAUGCUGUUUGUAUCAUCGAAACUGAUGUCGAAGUUGAUUUUGCCCCUCCGUUGGACUAUAAAGAGCCAGAGAAAUCAGUUCACACUAUGCAGGAAAAACCAGUUUCCAUAGAGGAAGAACUACCAAAAUUUGUGCCUUUUACUGGCAAAGCAAGGCGGUUGAAUGAAACAGAGGAGUUGAGUGUAAAAUUAUCAGAUUUUAGUGAGACUGCUGAUGAUGAAUUAUGUGAAAACAAGAAUAAGCCAAUUUUUGGUGUGGGGAAAAAGCCUACAGAUGAAAAAGAAGAAAUAUCAAACAUUGGGCAGACAUUGAAAUCCUUUACUGGUAAGAGUUACAGAUUGAUGGAUUCAUAG
Molecule: messenger RNA, 1131 nt
Organism: Beta vulgaris subsp. vulgaris (sugar beet)
Lineage: Eukaryota; Viridiplantae; Streptophyta; Magnoliopsida; Caryophyllales; Amaranthaceae
Exons: 2
Coding region: 1-1131 (376 amino acids)
Cellular component (GO): VCP-NPL4-UFD1 AAA ATPase complex
Molecular function (GO): polyubiquitin modification-dependent protein binding
Source: RefSeq, a predicted model, not a curated record